UUUCAAAGUACGAAUUUUUUUUUUUAAUGCUACCCUAUGAAAGAAAUUACAACUCUUAAGGCGAGUCAUCUGUCCUCUAUGAUGGCCAAGAAAAGGAAGAAAUUAGUAUUUUGAUUGGAUUUAUUAUCGAAAAAUUAACAAUGUUAGAGGUAGCAUGAUCCUGCCAAGACUAAAGACUACAAUUACUUUCAACUCAAUUAUUAAAUACUAAAAAAUCAUUUCUUUUAGGUUAUUUUUUUUUGUCUUGUACCAUAAAAACACAUUUAGAUAGUUGAGAAAAAUAUUUAGCCACAUAUCAGAGCAGACUGCACGGUACACCACUACCAGGCCAUCUAAAUCAAAUGCAAUUUGCCGGUUGAUCUAAGCACGGGAGGUGUCUUCAUCUUCCUAAACAAGUGCAUAUAGAUUCAUAAAGCAAUCAAACUAAGAGGAACAUUAGCAUACUAUAUAUAGAGGUUUUCGGCGUAUGUGCAGCUCAUUCAUUUCUAGUUCAAGCAGAUUAACUACAUCAUCUAGAUAAACCAUGGUUUCGAUAUGCAAAAGGCAAUGUAUCAUCGCAUUUAUCCUCAUCUUGGGAACGUGGGCUUAUGAAGUAGCAUCUCGGGAGCUCCAAGAGCCAUCCAUGUCUGCCAGGCAUGAGCAAUGGAUGGCAACUUUUGGAAAGGUCUAUGCAGAUGCUGCAGAGAAAGAAAGACGGUUCGAGAUAUUCAAGGACAAUGUUGAAUACAUAGAAUCGUUCAAUACUGCUGGAAACAAACCUUAUAAGCUAAGUGUUAAUAAAUUUGCAGACCUAACCACUGAAGAGCUCAAGGUCGCCCGUAAUGGCUAUAGGAGGCCACUUCAGACAAGGCCAAUGAAAGUAACAUCAUUCGAGUAUGAAAAUGUUACCGCUGUUCCUGCCACCAUGGACUGGAGAAAGAAAGGUGCCGUUACUCCUAUCAAGGACCAAGGCCAGUGUGGCAGCUGCUGGGCCUUUUCCACCGUAGCAGCUACCGAGGGCAUCAAUCAACUUACCACAGGUAAAUUGGUCUCCCUAUCUGAGCAAGAGCUUGUAGACUGCGACACCCAAGGUGAGGAUCAAGGAUGCGAGGGUGGUCUCAUGGAAGAUGGUUUCGAAUUCAUAAUCAAGAACCAUGGCAUCACAUCUGAAGCUAACUACCCUUACCAGGCAGCAGAUGGGACUUGCAACUCAAAAAAGGAGGCAUCCCACAUAGCCAAAAUAACUGGCUAUGAAAGUGUUCCGGCUAACAGCGAGGCAGCAUUAUUGAAGGCUGUGGCCAAUCAGCCAAUUUCUGUUUCCAUUGAUGCAGGAGGCUCUGACUUUCAAUUCUAUUCAAGUGGUGUUUUCACAGGACAGUGUGGAACUGAGCUGGACCAUGGCGUUACAGCAGUUGGUUAUGGCGAAACUAGUGACGGUACCAAAUAUUGGCUUGUCAAGAAUUCAUGGGGCACCAGCUGGGGUGAGGAAGGAUACAUAAGGAUGCAGAGAGACGUAGAUGCCGAGGAAGGUCUCUGUGGCAUAGCCAUGGACUCUUCUUAUCCAACUGCCUAAAUAUAUAGCCAUGGUCUCGAUCACCUUGUCAAUAUGAUUAUCCUCUAGCUCGCAAAAAUUCUCUAUAAAAUCUAUGAUGUGUGAAUGAAUAUGUUUACCAAUAUUGU
This is a messenger RNA of Populus euphratica (Euphrates poplar), 1659 nucleotides long. Its product is annotated as senescence-specific cysteine protease SAG39-like. Gene Ontology annotation, molecular function: cysteine-type peptidase activity. Gene Ontology annotation, biological process: proteolysis. Bases 524 to 1552 code for a protein of 342 amino acids. NCBI's taxonomy places the organism in Eukaryota, Viridiplantae, Streptophyta, Magnoliopsida, Malpighiales, Salicaceae. The record is from RefSeq and is a predicted model, not a curated record. The transcript has 2 exons.